Molecule: messenger RNA, 3318 nt
Organism: Ascoidea rubescens DSM 1968
Lineage: Eukaryota; Fungi; Ascomycota; Saccharomycetes; Ascoideales; Ascoideaceae
Gene: RSC2
Product: Rsc2p
Exons: 1
Coding region: 1-3318 (1105 amino acids)
Biological process (GO): chromatin remodeling
Cellular component (GO): RSC-type complex
Molecular function (GO): protein binding; chromatin binding
Source: RefSeq, a predicted model, not a curated record
AUGCCUCUAACUGAACAGGAAAGGAGAGUGCUCAACAGAAAGCUAACACCUUCCUUUGAAAGCAUCUACGAACUAACUGCUCCCCAGGGUUAUAAAAUCUCCGAAGUCUUUCAUAAAUUACCUGAGAGAAAACUUGGUGAUUAUUAUCGAAUGAUAAAGAAACCUUUAUCUUUGCAUUUGAUUAAGACUUACCUCAACAAAUUGAAAUAUCAAUCUGCUAACGAGUAUAUCCAAGAUCUAGCUCAAAUUAUUUGGAAUGCUAAAUUCUAUAACAUUAAAAACUCUGAGAUAUACAACUGUGCCAUUAUUUUAGAGAAAUUCACCAAGAGUAAAAUUAUCCCCAGUUUGAAAAAUAUCAAGAUCAUAAAAGAAAUCGACAAAAAUAUUUAUUAUCCUGAUUUAGGCCCAUUGCCUGAUUCAGAUGAUUCAGAUGAUACCUCCUUAACAAUUCAUAAAACUAACAACAUCAAUAAAAAAACUAGCAGUAACAAAAUCAAUAUCAAAAUCAAUUCAAGUGUAAAUCUAAAUAAUAAUAACAAUAAUAACAUCAACAACACCAGUAAUAGUAAUGAAACUUCAAACGCCUUAAAUGAUGAUGAUCUAUUCGCUACUAGCCCUCUCAAUGAUGAAGAAAAUGAUUAUGACAUCUCUCAAAAUUUUAAUAACAAUUCAAUCCCAUUGUCUGAUCAAGAAUAUAUUCCAGCAAAUCCUUCAAUUCAACUUAAUCCUCUUAAUAAAUCAUUAUCUGUCAUACCAAACACUCAAAAGACCCGUAAUCCAAACAAUCAAAUCAAUAUCCCUGUUAGUUAUAACACUGUCACCAAUAAUCCAAUUGUUAGCAAAACUAAUUCCAAUGCAAUUACAAAUAAUACCAUUAAUAAUAUUCAGAAUAGUAUCGCCACUACUACCAGUGCUCCAAUUGUCACCACUAACAAUACAAAAAGAAGAAGACCUCCCAUCAUCAAUAAACCUCAUGAAAAUAGGAUCAAAAACAUUUUCAGAUUAAUUAAAAAAGAAAAAUAUGAAAUCGAUACAAAUAAUCCAUUUUACUAUUACAGUUUAUAUGAAAAGAUCCCUUUGCCUUAUAUAAUUGGUCCACCUAAAAAUGAUCAAAAUGAUGAUCCAAGAUCAAAGUUUUUCUAUCAAAUCUAUAACACCAUAGUUGAGAAUUCUAUCUCGAAGAAAUCCAUCACUUUAGACACAAUAAAGCUAAAAAUUAGGAAAAGAGAUUACAAAUCCUUGGUAGAAUUCCUUAAUGAUUUGAACAUCUUGUUUAAUAACUUCAAAAAUUACUUCCAAGCUUCUUAUCAAUUCUAUCUAAAUCAAAAUAAACUUCUCAAUAACAAUAUCAACAAUCAGCAACAGCCCUACAGCAAUAUUAUCAUUAAUGAAAUUGAAAAGGCAAAUAUGCAAUUCAACUUACGUACUGUUUUAUCCUUUGAAGCUAAAACAAAUGAAAUCAUCAAGGAAGAGGAAAAGGCUACACUUUUAACUCAGCUCCAUACAAACCUUCAUCCUUCUAAACUGAUCAAAUUUCCUCUUGAUAGUUUCACCAAAGAUGGUAAAACUUACAAAGUAGGUGACUGGAUAUUAAUCAAAAAUAAAAAUGAUGAUAACGACCCAAUAGUUGGUCAAUUAUUUAAAAUUUGGGAAUUAAAAGAUGGCACUAAAUAUAUUAAUGCUUGCUGGUAUUAUAAACCACAACAGACUGUGCAUAGAGUCGAUAGAAUGUUUUACGAAAAUGAAGUAUUUAAAUCAGGUCAAUAUAGAGAUCAUUUAGUAGAUGAUGUUAUAGGGAAAUGUUUUGUUGUUUUCUUUACAAGAUAUCAAAAAUCAGAAAUCAAUUUUGAUUAUGAACCUCCUUUAUUCAUUUGUGAAUAUAGGUAUUCUGAUAAUGAUAAAAUUUUUAAUAAAAUUAGAACUUGGAAAGCUUGUUUACCUGAAGAAGUAAGACAUUUGGAGGAUUCAAUGACUUAUAUUCCUUUAAAACAAAACAGAACGUUUCAAAAAUAUGAUAGUCCUCUAAAACAUUUAUUACCUCCAAAUGCAACAUAUAAUGAUCCAAUCCCUGAACCAACCAUGGGCCAUAAUGACGCUCCACCUUUAAUCGGUUCUGUUUAUUUAAGAGAUCCAAUUUCAAAUGAAAAUUUGGAUAUCGAUCAUUAUGGAGUUGAAAAUAGGUCAAAUAGAAGAGAUAAAAUGAUGAAAUCAAAAAAUUCAUCAAAUAUUAAUUCGCCUCUGAUUUCAUCAAAUGUUUCAAGAUCUAGCUCGCCUUCGGUUGGAAAUAUUAAUAAUAAUGGACCAACAAGAUUAUACGGUUUACAACAAGUUUCAAAUUUGAAUACUUUAAAUGGAAAUGCUAAUUUUAAUAAUAAUUAUCAUAGCAAUUAUAACCCAAACUAUAAUUAUAAUAAUUUUAAUAAUAAUUAUAAUAGUAAUUAUAACAAUAUGAUAAAUAAUAUGACCUACAUUAAUAACAUGAAUAAUGUGAAUAAUGUGAAUAAUAACAUUAACAAUAUUAAUAAUAUUAAUAAUGCCAAAAUAAAUUAUGGUUUAGGUCAGAUGCCGAUUGCAAAUUCUUCUAAUCAACCAUACUCUUAUUAUAACACACAAAAUCAGCCUUAUGGAUACAACCAAAACAUAAAUUCAAUUGCACAACAACAAAAGAGAAUUAUGCAGCCAAUGAAUCAAUACCAAAAUGCUCAGCAGCUCCAGCAGCAGCAACUCCAACAACAACAACAACAACAAAUAAAUCAAUCUUCUCAAAAAAUUUAUAAUGCUAAUAAUAAUAAUUAUGGGGAUGGUAAAAUAAUAACUAUUAACUCAACUGCGGGUUUAACAUUUUUAUUGAAUCCGGUUUUUCAACAGGCGUUAAAUGAGAAAUAUUCUGAAAAUAGCAAUAUUUACAAGAUGGAUAAGUUUAAUACAUAUAGAAAGUUUAAUCAUACUUCCAAUCUUAGUAAUGGGAAUUUCAAUAGGAGGAUCGAUUUAGAAAGUGGAACAGAAGGAUCAAUAAUUUGGUAUAAAAAUCCUCCCUUAUUUAUUCCCAAUAGGAUUCAGAAUAGUGAUAUUUUGAACCGAAAUUUGAAUAAAAAGGGGGCGCUUUAUGAUCAGCAUGGGCAUAAAAAUGAUCACAACCAUAAUGAAAAUGGAAAAGAAAAUGACAAUGAAGACAAAAAGAACUUGGGUAAUCAUGCAGUAAAUGAAAAUGUUAGAUGUUCACAUAGUAUUGAAUAUUUAGCAUAUGCUAUCAAGAAACGAAAAUUGAAUAAGAAGAUAGAUUCUGUAACAAAUAAUGUUAAAGAGGUUGAGGUUUAA